UGACACGAAGUACGCAUGUCCCUGGAACCUGUCCAGACUCAUUUUACUUUCACCCUUUGUACCGUGGAAGUUUUGUGUUUUGCCAAGCCCUCAGCCGUCACAGUCAUGCUUUCUCUGUCAUUACAGCGAGCAUUGCGGCCCUUUGCCCUCAGGGUUUCGGGGUGUUGGGGCAGAGAGGGGCAGAUCACCGCCGAGUCAUGCAGACGAGGCCUGGGCGGCUGGACGGGACAGGAGAGUCUGGCCCAGGACGACCCGGAGAUGUGGGGUCUCCUGCAGCAGGAGAAGGACAGGCAGUGCCGGGGGCUGGAGCUCAUCGCAUCAGAGAACUUCUGCAGCCGUGCGGCACUCGAAGCUCAGGGCUCUUGUCUGAACAACAAAUACUCCGAGGGGUACCCAGGACAAAGGUACUAUGGAGGUGCAGAGGUGGUGGAUCAGAUCGAGCUGCUGUGUCAGAAGCGAGCGCUCACCGCCUUCGGCCUGGAUCCCAACCUGUGGGGCAUCAACGUCCAGCCGUACUCCGGAUCACCGGCUAACUUUGCAGCCUACACCUCCGUCCUGCAGCCUCAUGACCGCAUCAUGGGCCUGGAUCUGCCUGACGGGGGACACCUCACCCACGGCUACAUGACGGACACCAAGAGGAUCUCGGCCACCUCCAUUUACUUUGAAUCGAUGCCUUACAAGCUGGAUCCUCAAACGGGUCUGAUAGAUUACGAGCAGCUGGAGAGGACGGCUCGUCUGUUCAGACCCAGACUCAUCAUAGCAGGAACCAGCGCCUACGCUCGCCUCAUCGACUAUUCACGCAUGAAGAAGCUGUGUGUGGAGCUGAACGCUUACCUGCUGGCAGAUAUGGCUCAUAUCAGCGGUCUGGUGGCGGCAGGAGCAGUUCCUUCUCCCUUUCAAUACGCUGACCUGGUCACCUCCACUACCCAUAAGUCUCUGAGAGGAGCAAGGGCUGGGCUGAUCUUCUUCAGGAAAGGUGUGCGUUCUGUGGAUAAGAAAGGCCGAGAGGUGCUCUAUGACCUCCAGGACCGGGUGAACUUCGCCGUCUUCCCGUCUCUCCAGGGAGGACCUCACAACCACGCCAUCGCUGGGGUGGCGGUCGCACUCAGACAGGCUUCCACUCCGAUGUUCAAACAGUACAUCGCCCAAGUGCUGCUGAACGCCAAAGCCAUGGCCGACGCUCUGCUGAAGAAAGGCUACACCCUGGUGUCAGGUGGAACUGACAACCACCUGGUCCUGGUUGACCUCCGGCCUCGUGGGAUCGACGGCGCCCGAGCCGAGAGGGUCCUCGAGCUGGUGUCCAUCACCGCCAACAAGAACACGUGUCCCGGAGACAAGAGCGCCCUGACUCCAGGAGGACUCCGACUCGGAGCUCCGGCUCUGACCUCUCGACAGUUUAAGGAGGCAGACUUUGAAAAGGUCGUGGACUUGAUUGAUGAAGGGAUUCAGAUUGCACUGGAUGUGAAGAAGAAGACUGGAAACCUUGCUAGCUUCAAGUCCUGCCUGCUGGAGGACCCGGACACGGUGUCUCGCAUCGCAGAGCUCCGCCAGCGUGUGGAGCUAUUCGCCAGGCCCUUCCCCAUGCCAGGAUUCACUGACCACUGAAGCCCGUUUCCCCCCCCCACAUCAAGAGAGAUAUCCUCAAAAGAGCUCCACUGCAAUAGUCUUGCAUUGUAUGGAUGAUGUUGUCAUGGCAACAGGCUUUGAUUCAACACGCCGUGCAGAACCGCCGGUCAUUUCUAGAAGCCGACAGGUUUCCAUGUCAACCAAAGGUAUUAAAUCUGCUAAAUGACAUGGAAAAAAAACUGAUGAAUCCGACCUUGAUCGAUGGAAAAAAAAAGAAAAAUGUCACACAACACAAGCUGCCAGGUAAAGAGACGCUAGGAGACGGUGGAAUAAUCCCACUACCACACACAACGAUGGUUAAUGUCAUUUAAUUUUCACAACACUAACAUGGAAACACUUAUUCAGCAUUUAAAAGCAGUUUAAUAAAGGGUUUGUAACUAAUUGUAAUCAUGUAAUAAUAAAAAAAUAAUAAAUCUGAUGCAAGCCUCUUUAUAAACGAGUCUUUAUUAAGGUAUUUUUCAACAAUUAUAACUCUUCCCUUAAGGCAGGGGCACCAAACUUGCGGCCCGUGGGCCAAAAGCGGCCCUUUUUAAAUUUUUUAUGUUAAAAAUGUAACACCAGAAAGACAUGGUGUUAAAUUGUCAGUCAUAUAUUUUGCCUUUUAUUGGAGCAUGUGCAAAACUGAUAUUAAAUGAUAUGGAGAUGGAAAUGAGGUUGAAAAUUGUGGGGUUUUUUUGAACAAAAGUGGGAUUAAAGAGUCCAAAUGUUGCACAGUGACGUCCACUAGCCGGCACUGAAAAGCAGCAGAACUUUCUCAAACACUUUCUCCGUUUCUUUCUGCUGCUUGUUGCCCAAAGCCCAGAAGUGUUUGGAGGUAUUUCGCCUCUAAUCCUGUUCUAGAGCUCUUAUCGGGUUUUGUCCUGCAGCCUGGGAACCUUUACAGCAGCUGUGUGAGGAAUCCAAACCCCACAACAUUAUUAUUCUAUGUUUUUAGGAUUUCUUUUGUGUGUGAGAGAAACAUUAUGAAUCAUUGCACCUUUAAUUUGUAUUUUAAAGUGAAGAAUGUACACUGUAUUUAUAUAUAUGUGAAAAGGACUUCUUAAUUGCAAUAAAAGCUGAGCCUGAAUCCA
Amphiprion ocellaris (clown anemonefish) is the source of this 2696-nucleotide messenger RNA. RefSeq names its product serine hydroxymethyltransferase, mitochondrial-like. Gene Ontology annotation, biological process: tetrahydrofolate interconversion; regulation of oxidative phosphorylation; protein homotetramerization. The record is from RefSeq and is a predicted model, not a curated record. Gene Ontology annotation, cellular component: cytosol; BRISC complex; mitochondrial inner membrane. Lineage: Eukaryota; Metazoa; Chordata; Actinopteri; Pomacentridae. Gene Ontology annotation, molecular function: pyridoxal phosphate binding; cobalt ion binding; mRNA 5'-UTR binding.